CGCAAGACAUGGAUGUUUGCAACUCGGGAAGUUUUGUGCUUUAGUUUCAGAGCGAUGGAUGCAAGACUUGAGAGGCCUGUCAUUAGCAAAACAGGAAAUCUGAAAACACUGUGCUGCAGCAGAUGAAGUGCGGCAUCAUGCUGGGUCACAGCUUCUUACUGACUCUUCUUCUCCUGUCAGGCGCUUCACAACAAUGCAGGGACGGCAUCAGUUUUUUCAUCACAACUCCUCCGUACUUGGAGGGCCUGAGAGGAUCCUGUGUGCUGAUCCCCUGUAACUUCAGCAUCAAAGCAGAGCCUGGAUUGGAUCACAACAGCCGCAUAGAUGCGAUCUGGCUUGUCAAUCGUAGCACAUCGGAGGAGACCUUUGUCUUCAACAGCAAAGACCAAGACAACAUAUAUCCAAUGGAACUCAUCGGAAACAUGAGUGAAAGCAAUUGCUCGACUUUGUUUUCCAAUUUGGAACCAAAAUACUCAAAGACAUAUGUCUUUAGGAUUGAGAAUGACAAUUACAAGUCAUAUGCUUGUGAACGUCUUCGGAUAAACGUCACAGACUCUCUGAUACCAGAUAUGAUCGACCCAGGGGAGCAGAAAGAGAACAACACCAUCACCAUCACCUGCACUGCCCUGACUCCUUGCCCUCAGUCUCCUCCAACACUCACCUGGAAUCUCUCACGACAGCCCAAGAUCACCAGACACCAAAACAAGGACGGAACCUUCACCAGUAAAAUCCAACAUGCCAUUACUCUGUCGGACCACCACGACGGUCUCAACAUCCAGUGCAAAGCUUCCUAUCCGGUGAAUAUCGGAAACGGAGUGAAGCUCUCUGACAGGAAUCUGACCCUCCGUGUUUUAUAUGCUCCCAAAAACACCACAGCAGAGGUCAGUCCAUCCACUGUGGAGUCAGCUGGCACAUUUGUGAACUUGAGCUGCUCCAGUCGAGCCAAUCCUCCUGUCAGCCUCUUCACCUGGUUCUGGAUCAGUUCAGAGGGAGCUGUGAACGUGUCUGUGGGCGACUUGUUCACAGUCAACGUGACGGAGAGACAAGAGUAUUACUGUGAGGCCAGGAACCAGCUGGGAGCAGGAACUUCACAGAGGAUCACGCUGAGCGUCCCUGCUACCUUUGAAGUUUCAGUUCUGUGGUCCAUAAUGAUUGCUGCUACUGUUGGGCUCGUGCUGCUGAUGUGCCUGGUUAUGUACUUCUGUUGGCUGAGAUCAGCACAGCGACUGCAGAGACGAACUGACGAAGACCUGGUUAAUGGUGAAAGCAAAGUCGAUGAAGACAUUCAUUAUGGUGAAAUCCACUUCUCUAAACAGGCGCCAAAGUCGGCUGAAGUUUUCACAGAGCAGACGGAAACAGUGUACUCACAAAUCAAAGUGUCCAGACCUGCUGGGCCCUCAGGAGGCGUCCAGGCCCAGGUGGAGAGCAGUUAGAUGUAAGGAGAGUUUGUCAGGGCUUAUGUGAAUUCAUCUAUCUAUGCUUGAGGAGCACCGCUGGGCAGCUCAAUAUUUAUGUCAAAGAUAUCAAAGUACCAGAGCAGAGGAGGGCAAUUAAAUUUCCAAAGGGGCCAGGUUAUAUAUUGUGACCGUCAAAGAAAGGAGGGUAAGAGAAAAAUGAAAAUAAAAAUCAAGCGAUGGCAUCAUGUGUAUUUAUGAAAGUACACUUUAAAAAUGCACAGACAAUGUUGUUAUGUUGUGUUUUAUUUUGUUUAAACCACAUGCUGUUUAAAGAUUCUCGAUGUGUCUCAUACAUUUCAAAAUCUACUUUCAAUUCUCAUGUAUUUGAAGGACAAGAAAUACGGAAAAGACAAACAAUUAAGAAAAAUAAUGAGAAAGUUAUGUGUCAGUAGCACCAUAAUGAAGAAAAAAUAAUGCACAAGACAAAAAUGUCAGCGACUACAACGUCACUUUUAUAGUUCUACUCUGACUCCUGGUGGGCCAUAUAAAUUAAGUCAAUGGGUCGCACAUUGCCCUGGUCAGCACGAGAGCAAAACUGAACUUCGUGUACUCUGAUUCUAGCAAUGGACUCUUAUGAGUACACAUUUUCUCAUUAGAAAUGAUGUAUAUUUUCUAUUUGUAUCAGGGAUUUUAAACAUUUUGAGACAUAGUUGCUGCAUUCUCAGUAAAAACUUCUGCUUUGUUUCUUCCAAAUCAACCACUAGAUAGUAAACAACGACCUCCUCCUCUGGCUUGGCUUGAGAAGACUGGCAAAACACAAAAUAUCCAUUCAACAGUCACUUUUUUUAGCAAACUGUAUCGAAGUGUUUCUUGCCUAAAACAACUAUUUCAAAAGUUUUUGUUUUCUUUGUGAGUUUAAAUAGUCUAAUUCAUUUUGUCCAAUUCAAUAGACAUGCAUGUGCUUGCAUCGUUUUUCAAGUAUCUGAUGUGUGACACAAGUAUCUUCAACCAUAUUUGCAGUACAGCUGUGCCACAGAAGCUCAAAUAUCAAAACUUGCUCUGUAGAUUUUUACUAUAUAUUUCAUCAUAAAUAUUCAAAUGUUUACCACAGCUCGAUGUUUGGAAUU
Messenger RNA from Synchiropus splendidus (mandarinfish), 2524 nucleotides. Its product is annotated as B-cell receptor CD22-like. The coding region runs from base 123 to 1433 and encodes 436 amino acids. The record is from RefSeq and is a predicted model, not a curated record. The transcript has 8 exons. NCBI's taxonomy places the organism in Eukaryota, Metazoa, Chordata, Actinopteri, Syngnathiformes, Callionymidae.